Guyanagaster necrorhizus is the source of this 1464-nucleotide messenger RNA. RefSeq lists its product as uncharacterized. Bases 1 to 1464 code for a protein of 487 amino acids. NCBI's taxonomy places the organism in Eukaryota, Fungi, Basidiomycota, Agaricomycetes, Agaricales, Physalacriaceae. The record is from RefSeq and is a predicted model, not a curated record. The transcript is spliced from 3 exons.
AUGAAUGGUUUUCUUUCAAUCACUCAGAUUCCUUGCUUGUUGAUCCUGAAAGAAUCAGAGCUCUGCGUCGACCACCAUCUUGCCUGCAUCGACGCAGAUAUUUCCCAUUUGAGCGCCGCCCUUCGCCAACUCAGAGAGAAAUGCCACCUACUGAGGGAAGCCAAACACAAUCACCGAGCGGCUUUAUCCCCAGCCAGCAUUCUUCCACCCGAACUUUUGAUCGAUAUCCUUUUCUGUGCCGAGAGCGAUCCUAUCGACAUCUUUAACACCAGCCGUCCAGCAUGGGCCAUUAGCAAGGUCUGCCAACUGUGGCGGUCUAUCAUCACGGUCCACUGUCCUAAGGUAUGGACAAAAAUAUCAGUUCUUUGCAUCAGUGAGAGGGCAGAGAUGCUCAAAGAUGAUGCUCUCUUAUCAGUACUAGAGACAGUAUUCUCUCGUUCGCAAAAUCACAAGUUAGACAUCACCAUGGAGUUCGAUUUUACUUGCGACGAAAGUCAUCCAGUCCUUGAGCUUCAAAACGACAUUUGGGACGCUUUAACCUUGCAUGUCGAACGCUGGGAGAAACUUUAUAUUUUCCUCCAUCCAAUUGAUAUGCACGUGUUGGGUGAUCUUCGCGGGCGCCUGUCCUCGCUUAAAGAGGAUGGUCUCCAAUACUCUAGUCCCACUACUGCUCCGAGGCUUGAGAGUUUCAAGUAUCGAGUCGAGUUAUGCGAUGACGAGGAAUGGGACACAGGCGACGGGAUUCCACUCGAAUAUUUGUUCAAUAUUAUCCGCAACUCGCCCAAACUUGCAGCGAUUGACAUCUGCUGCCAGUAUUCAUCUUAUGACACUGUUUCCCCUCAUAUUUCGAAACCUUUGUUGUCCAAGUUGGUGGUCAAUAAUACCGUAUUCCUUCGCAGUCUUUCUGUGACGGCUCUGAAGGAAGCAACCUUGAUUUCGGACUCUUACGUGCAGCCCGAGUCUCCAUCAGAUUUCCUCGCUGAUUUCCACGACCUUCUUGUCGAAUCGCGUUGCUCCACUCUUAAUUACCUAAAUAUAUCCAUCGACCUCCUCAAUCAGCAUCUUCUCUCCAACCUCCAAUUGGCGUCCGCCCUCACCUCAUUCAAUCUAUGCCAGUAUACCUGGAAUGACCAGGACGAUAUGGUUAUGUGGGAAUUUAUCGUCCAGCUUGCAGACAUGAAGGAAUUUAUACCCCACCUCGAGGAGGUUGAGCUGAAUCUGCCGAUCCGUCGGAAAGUAGACAUUCGGUUUGCCGAUCGCACCAUGGUGAAGAUGGUUGAAGCUAGGCGCCAUCUCUCAUUGCGCAAAUUCGGCCUGAUUGGGGACUAUGCCAGGUUUUGUAAUCUGACUGGAGAUGAUAUCGAAGAGUUGAAGGCUUUACAAGCUGAUGGCCUUGACGUAACUCUUCUUGGUACAAGAACAUGUGAUUAUUCCUGUGAUCCUUUGGAGUAUGACGACAGCUGA